This is a messenger RNA of Funneliformis geosporum, 540 nucleotides long. The record is from the annotation of a GenBank genome assembly. Lineage: Eukaryota; Fungi; Glomeromycota; Glomeromycetes; Glomerales; Glomeraceae.
AUGGCAAAUAACCGAAAUUCUAACGUUUCUAAUACCGGCAGUCAUAAAACACGUGGAACUCAUGCGCGUGUCUCUAGAGUAAAGGUGACAACAGUUGGAAAACCUUGUUUAUCCGAAAAGCAACUUAAAAGUUGUCCAAAGUGUAAUGAGUCUGCAAGUAACGUGAAAAUUCUGACGGCAAGUAUUGGAAGAAUUGAUUGUUUGGUUGAUGCUUUAGCUGAAACUACUCAGAAUUUAACAUCAAUGUCGAAGCGAGAGAGUCGAUUCGCUCAACAUUCAAGGUUUGGAGGAUUAGAUUUAACACGUUGUAGCCUUCAAGAAUUACAACAAUUGGUAGUAGCAACGACGAAUAUCAUGGUUCUCUCAAAUAACAAAUUAAAUAACCCCCAUCCUUCCAUCACUUCCGAUAAUCUUAAUAAUGAUAAUGCUGCCGAAAAGGUCACUUUACAUUCCGAACCUAUUGAAGAUGUAAGUGUAUUUCAAGAAACAAGUUCUGCACUCCCGUCAAGUCCGUCAAGUCUUUAUAAUAUCACUUUGUGA